GUGUCUCCGGCUCCCGGUGGGGGCGCGGGGGGAAUCCAGGUCACAUCCAGAGACAGCGACCGGCUCGAGGAGUGACACUGACUCAGGAGUUGGGCACCAGGCGGGGAAGGAGUCUGUGUGUGUGUUUUGUGGGGGAAGGGGGGAGAGUGCGCCUUAAAACAUGACACAUUUUAUAAGCUAAGGAGUGAAAUAGCUGAGAAGGAAACCCUGAUCUCUGGGUUCUCAUCCUCCAGCUAGAUCCAUGUGGUUGGAAUCAGUGAGGUUCCUGCUGGCGCAAAGAUUUGCCCAUGUGGAGCCAGUUGUAGGAUCAGAGCCUUAGAUGGACUUUUAUGUAAAUCCAAAUGAAGACCUUUAUCUCCUGGAUGAUGACAUAGUUUUGUUCCAAAGAAGAGAGAGAGAGGGAGAGCAGUUCUUGUGAUAUUGGUGAAAAAGAAGAAUGAGAAUGAUUACUUAUCCAUAACUCCCAGCAGUAUGUCAGGAUACAUACCCAGUUACUUAGACAAGGACGAGCUAUGUGUAGUAUGUGGUGACAAAGCCACCGGGUAUCAUUAUCGCUGUAUCACUUGUGAAGGAUGCAAGGGAUUUUUUAGAAGAACCAUUCAGAAAAAUCUCCAUCCAACAUAUUCCUGUAAAUAUGAAGGAAAAUGUGUGAUAGACAAAGUAACAAGAAACCAGUGUCAAGAAUGUCGCUUCAAAAAAUGUAUCUAUGUUGGCAUGGCAACAGAUUUGGUGCUGGAUGACAGCAAGCGGUUAGCAAAAAGGAAGCUGAUAGAAGAGAACCGAGAGAAGAGACGUCGGGAGGAGCUACAAAAAACAAUUGGGCACAGACCCGAGCCAACAGACGAGGAAUGGGAGCUGAUAAAAAUUGUCACUGAAGCGCAUGUGGCUACCAAUGCACAAGGAAGUCACUGGAAACAAAAAAGGAAAUUCCUGCCAGAAGAUAUUGGGCAAGCACCAAUGGUUAAUGCCCCAGAAAGUGGGAAAGUGGAUUUAGAAGCCUUCAGCCAGUUUACAAAAAUUAUCACACCAGCAAUUACAAGAGUGGUGGAUUUUGCCAAAAAGUUGCCUAUGUUUUGUGAGCUGCCAUGUGAAGACCAGAUAAUCCUUUUGAAAGGCUGCUGUAUGGAGAUUAUGUCCCUCCGUGCAGCAGUGCGCUACGACCCCGAGAGUGAGACUUUAACACUAAAUGGGGAGAUGGCAGUGACAAGGGGUCAGCUGAAAAACGGGGGUCUCGGCGUAGUGUCUGAUGCCAUCUUCGACCUGGGCAUGUCGCUGUCCUCGUUUAACCUGGAUGACACAGAGGUCGCCCUGCUCCAAGCUGUGCUGCUCAUGUCAUCAGAUCGCCCAGGUCUCCUCAGUGUUGAGAGGAUAGAAAAAUGUCAAGAAGGUUUCCUCCUGGCCUUUGAACACUACAUUAAUUACAGAAAACACCAUGUUGCACACUUUUGGCCAAAACUGCUGAUGAAAGUGACAGAUCUACGAAUGAUUGGUGCCUGCCACGCUAGCCGCUUCCUGCACAUGAAGGUGGAAUGCCCCACGGAACUCUUUCCCCCUUUGUUCUUGGAAGUGUUUGAGGAUUAGA
This is a messenger RNA of Gopherus flavomarginatus (Mexican gopher tortoise), 1582 nucleotides long. RefSeq names its product thyroid hormone receptor beta (gene THRB). The record is from RefSeq and is a predicted model, not a curated record. The coding region runs from base 472 to 1581 and encodes 369 amino acids. The transcript is spliced from 10 exons. Gene Ontology annotation, biological process: thyroid hormone receptor signaling pathway; negative regulation of transcription by RNA polymerase II; positive regulation of transcription by RNA polymerase II. Lineage: Eukaryota; Metazoa; Chordata; Testudines; Testudinidae. Gene Ontology annotation, molecular function: RNA polymerase II cis-regulatory region sequence-specific DNA binding; nuclear receptor activity; zinc ion binding.